Messenger RNA from Vitis riparia (riverbank grape), 2146 nucleotides. RefSeq names its product putative glucuronosyltransferase PGSIP8. The record is from RefSeq and is a predicted model, not a curated record. Lineage: Eukaryota; Viridiplantae; Streptophyta; Magnoliopsida; Vitales; Vitaceae. The coding region runs from base 171 to 1592 and encodes 473 amino acids. Gene Ontology annotation, molecular function: glycosyltransferase activity. The transcript is spliced from 5 exons.
AGGCCAGCCUUGAGCCUUGCGUGCAUUGACUGCAUUCUACUGAGUCAUUUCUCUUCCGCGUUUCUUUCUUUCGGAAACCUAGACGGAAACAUCUAAACUUCACGUCAGCUCGGGCGGGCAUUUAAAUCUGACCGUUUGAUGAGUUGGAGUUAAGAGGAGGAGAGAUCGAAAUGGGGCGGAGAGAGAAGAGCUUCUUAGGAAUUUUGAAGGUUCUGUUGGUGGUUUCAGCGGCGUUUGGAAGCGAGGAUGGUUACAGAAGGAGCAGCCAGGGGCAGAGGCACAGGAACGCAUACGCUGCGAUGAUGUACAUGGGAACGCCGAGGGACUAUGAGUACUACGUGGCGUUACGGGUGAUGAUGAGAUCUCUGAUGAAGCUCAAGGUUGAAGCUGAUCUUGUGGUCAUUGCCUCCACCGACGUCCCUCUCCGCUGGGUCCAAGCUCUGGAACAAGAAGACGGGGCGAAGGUGGUGAGAGUGAAGAACAUGAACAAUCCCUAUAAGAAUCAGGACCAUUUCGAUAUGAGAUUCAAGUUAACAUUGAACAAACUCUACGCAUGGAGUCUAGUGGACUAUGACAGGGUGAUCAUGCUCGAUUCUGAUAACCUUUUCCUCCAAAAAACUGAUGAAUUGUUCCAAUGUGGCCAAUUUUGUGCAGUCUUCAUCAACCCCUGCAUCUUCCAUACAGGCCUCUUUGUUUUGCAGCCAUCAAUGGAGGUGUUCAGGAGCAUGCUUCAUGAGUUAGAUAUUGGGAGAGAGAACCGAGAUGGUGCAGACCAGGGGUUCCUGGCUAGCUACUUCCCAGAUCUGCUUGAUCGGCCAAUGUUCCAUCAACCUCCUAAUGCCACCAAGCUUGAUGGAAACUACAGACUUCCUUUAGGCUACCAAAUGGAUGCUUCAUACUAUUAUCUUAAACUUAGAUGGACCAUACCUUGUGGACCAAACAGUGUGAUUACAUUCCCUAGCGCACCAUGGUUGAAGCCAUGGUACUGGUGGUCAUGGCCUGUCCUCCCAUUAGGCCUCUCAUGGCACCGACAACGUCUCCAAACUCUCGGCUACAACGCGGAGAUGCCUGUGGUGUUAAUGCAGUGGAUAGUCUACCUGGGUGUAAUAGCAAUGGCCCGUUUAGCCCGGUCAAACCUCUCAAAGUUGUGCUACAGACGCGUAGAAAAGAGCAGUUCCAGCAUUCAAACUGGCCUCAAAUUGCUGACUUUGUGGUCCAUUGUGGCUGCCUAUGUACUCCCCUUCUUCCUCAUUCCCCGCACGGUGCAUCCACUAUUAGGCUGGACCCUCUACUUGUUGGGCUCUUUUGCACUUUCCUCUAUAGCAAUGAAUGCUUUUCUGCUGCCAAUGCUUGCUGUGCUAACACCAGGGCUUGGGAUAUUGGGAGCCCUUUUGGUCAUGGCAUUCCCUUGGUACCCAGAUGGGGUUGUGAGAGCUCUAGUUGUUUUUGCCUAUGCCUUUUGCUGUGCACCCAUUGCAUGGACCUCACUAGUUAAGAUCAUGACAUGUCAUCAAGUUUCCCCUGAAAAGGAAGUUUUCUUCCCAAAGUUGGGCGACUCUCAACCAUCUCCUGAUCCCAUCAAGUUGUGUUGAGGACCAAAGGGCACCCGCAAAAUUGAUUGUCCCAAAAGAAAAUGGGAAAUUUUCCUUGGGAAAUCAUAAGAAUUCUUCACAUAGUUAUUCUUUUGUGGAGAGAAAGGAACUGUUACAGAGAAGUACCAAUUUGUAUGGCUGCCGGUAUUGUUACAUGUAUUGUACUUAUUAAAUUCGAGAUUGGCUAAAUUCAAUUCAAUGAGUGGUCCCAUAACAUUCAUUGGAACCAGGUCGUUCUCAAGGCUCCGACCAACUGAGCCGGUACCUUUGGGCUGUUCAAAAGUAUUCGGAGUCCAAGAGCAGCACCUAACACGCAGAGGCAUUUAAUGGGUUGAGAGCCCACUUUGAGGGCUUUGAGGGAAAUGGAACUGAGGUAUGAAUCUAUAGAAAGUACAGCCGAAAGACAGCAGUAUAAGUUAGUCGUUGAAAACAAUUGCAUUGAAUUAAAGAGGUGAGUUUGUUUUUUUUUUUUCUUAAAUGAUACGUUGAACUUGUAUCUUCACAGGCAAUUUCAGUACUUUUUUUAUAAAAUUAUUUCCGACUUUUCUUCUUAA